CACACGACACCCAGGGCCCAGCAACAAGCUCCUCACCGUUGGCUAUCCGACAGUAUAUAAUUUGGCUUGUGAAGGUAGAGUUGCUUCAUUUCUAGUAGUUUCACGUCAUCCGACAAGAACCCCUUCCCACCAUAUUCGCUUGUACGGACACAGAAAGACACAAAACAAAAAAAAAGGUGGACACGGUGAGAAGGGGAGGGCUGGGGUUUUUUUGUUUAUGGAACUACCGGCUUUCGAGGAGAAAUGCAUUUGUCAAAUCUGCACAUGCGGACGCCAUCGUUGUCGCAAACACCCACAACAAGCAACCUUGGAAAUUGGACCUGUUACCCGAUCUGCCGAAUUGUUGAUGAAUUCCAGUCUGGCCCAAAACGACUACGCCCUGCCGGCCAGAGCAGCCGAACGGCCCGUCAUUAAGAAGCUGGUGGACAAUUUGCAGGUAGGCGGGCCUGGUAUCACUAUGGAAGCCAAGCCAUCGCUCAGGACGGAUUAUCCGGAAUUUCAAGUCAAGAGACCCGUCAUCCAUCGAUUGGUUGAUCAACUGAAGACGUCAGGUGGCGCGGCCAGUGAUGGCGAAUUCGCUGCAACGACGCUCAGCCGAGAUCAGUACAGGCCGUUCAGCAACGUCAGGAGGCCAGAAGGUGGUCGAAAAUUGCGAUCCUCGUUGAAAGUCAGAGGCAACCUUGACGCCGUGUCUACAAGUCAUGAUUAUCAGGAUCACGAGAAUUACGUCCGGCCAGCCAAUCACCGAAUCCCUGACAGCAUUCAAAUAGAUGGCGGUAAUGUUGCCGAUUCCUCCGUGUCCAACGCUGAUUUCCGUCAAUUCAGCGUGGAGCGGCCAACGAUCCGUCGGCUUCAAAGUUCGUUGAAAAUCCCUGCUGGAUCGAUGGAGCAGAAUCAGUCGCUGUCUCAAGCCACCUACAAGGAGAUGCCCGUUUCGCGGCCCAAACGCCACCUACUGGCCGAUCAGAUCACUACCGGAGGAAACGGACAAGAAAUGGCUAAAGCUGGGCAUUUGCACGAAGACUACAGGCAAUUCGCGGCCGAGCGUCCGGUCAUCAAGAAAUUGCAGGACAAUCUGGCCAUACCACACUUGGCUAAAUUCGAAGCGCACAAUGUCGAUUAUCCGGAACACGCCGACUACGCCAAACCCAUCCGCAAAAAGAUGGAAGACACGUUAAAAUUCAGCGGAUCCAUGGAGCAAGCCUCGCAGUCACGCAAGGAUUACGUGGAGUUUCACGCUGAGCGACCCGUCAUCAAGAAACUGCAGGACAACAUACCCGUGCAUCCGUCCAACGGCUACACAGACGGGCAGCAACAGUCGACGCAGAGGGACUACGGGCAAGUCGAGUCCAAACGGCCCAUCAUCAACAAACUGCACGACAAUUUGAAGAUGGAAGGCGACGUCGACUUGCAAACGGCCUAUCAGAAAUCCUACGUCCAAAAAGCCGAUCCCGUGCGUCCAGAAAUUAAGCGCAUGCACAGCACGUUGGCCGUCCCAGGAGGAGAUUUCACUACGGAAUCCGUAGUCAAAGCGGAUUAUCCGGAACAUCGGGUCCAGCGACCGACCAUCGCCAAACCCGUUGGUCAGUUGCAGAGUCACGAUUCAUCUUGGGGUAGUAAUGGGGCAUCCAGACCAGCAGCCGGAAUUCGUCGAAUGAGUCAACAUACUGACGCUCCAGCGGGAAUGAAUUAUCUUCAAGCGGGACCAAACAUGAAUCGCGUCCGCCAGAUGGAAUCUUCAAUUCAUUUCGGAUCGGGUAAUUCGCCGGCAAUGAUGAGCGAAGCUCAGGAUUCGUUUAUUCCGCUGGAUGGCGCUCUAAAGAGUCAAUUGAUGAGGCCGCGUACCAGCAAUCGACUGCAAGAUUGGAACGUUAGCGAACCUACUGCUAGAGGUCGGAAUCGAAUGAAUGCUGCCAACAAUAAUAUGCAACAAUCACCGCCAAUGACCAGGGACCAAGUAGUUGCCCAACAGGCGAGGAGGAAGCAUCAAGCGACCGAAUCAUCGUUGUCGUUGAAUCAGGGCGGACAACCGGCCAACGAGACGGACGGAUCUCUUUACAAAAAGAGCUUCACGUUACCGGCAAUCGAGCCGUGUCCAGCCGCUGUGCUGCAUGUGGAUGACAAAUCAAAUUAUGAGUUCACUAGAGAAUUACAUAAUCAUCGUUUCUAUCGGCCCAUCAUUAACUCGAUGGGUUGAUAAUUCAAAUGAUUUUUUAAUUGAUCCCCAUUUAGAAAUGACAUGAUCAUUAGUUUUCCAUCCUAAAAAAAAAAGUAGUGAAGAAUCUUCAAGUUUUUAACUUUUCAAAAAUACUUUUCCGUAUUUCCUGCUCUU
Messenger RNA from Daphnia carinata, 2332 nucleotides. RefSeq lists its product as uncharacterized. The transcript has 5 exons. The coding region runs from base 218 to 2197 and encodes 659 amino acids. The record is from RefSeq and is a predicted model, not a curated record. Gene Ontology annotation, molecular function: microtubule binding. Gene Ontology annotation, biological process: microtubule anchoring. Gene Ontology annotation, cellular component: ciliary basal body; cytoskeleton; axonemal microtubule. Lineage: Eukaryota; Metazoa; Arthropoda; Branchiopoda; Diplostraca; Daphniidae.